Messenger RNA from Trichosurus vulpecula (common brushtail), 672 nucleotides. It is a transcript of the gene HSD11B1, whose product is annotated as hydroxysteroid 11-beta dehydrogenase 1. Gene Ontology annotation, cellular component: intracellular membrane-bounded organelle; endoplasmic reticulum membrane. Gene Ontology annotation, biological process: steroid catabolic process. NCBI's taxonomy places the organism in Eukaryota, Metazoa, Chordata, Mammalia, Diprotodontia, Phalangeridae. The record is from RefSeq and is a predicted model, not a curated record. Gene Ontology annotation, molecular function: steroid binding; 11-beta-hydroxysteroid dehydrogenase (NADP+) activity.
AUGUUCCUUGUUGCCAUCUUGGGCUUUCUAGAGGUGCUCCAAGGGAAGAAGGUGAUUGUCACUGGUGCCAGCAGAGCCAUUGGAGAACAAAUAGCCUAUCACCUGGCAUGGAUGGGAGCCCACUUGGUGGUGACAGCACAGACUGAAUCAAAGCUGAAGAAGGUCAUCUCUGAGUGUUUGAAGCUAGGAGCAGCCUCAGCAUGCUCCAUCCCUGGAACCAUGGAGGACUUGGUUUUUGCAGAGCAAGUAGUCACAAAGGCAGGAAAGCUGAUAGGUAAGGUUGAGCCCUGCUCUUCUUCUGGGAAAAUAAGUAUGCCACUCACUGCUGACUACUCGGCAAGCAAGUUUGCUCUAGAUGGAUUCUAUUCUUCACUGCAAACAGAAUUAUAAACGAUGAAUGUCAACGUAUCCAUCACACACUGCAUCCUCGGCUUAAUAAACACAGAUUCAAUUGUAAAAACUCUUUCUGAGAUUGUGAAUGAUAGAAAUCCAGCACCAAAGGAGGAAUGUGCAUUGAAGAUCAUCAAAGGGGGAGUUUUGCAUUAGAAAGAAAUAGCUUACCCAUACAUUAUGCAUCUAUUGCUGUGGAAUCCAAGUAGGUUAAUACAGGAAAAUGUCAUAUUAUCACAUUACAACAUAAAUAAAAUUAAGAGAAAUCAACAGUUCCCUUAA